Colletotrichum fioriniae is the source of this 1236-nucleotide messenger RNA. RefSeq lists its product as uncharacterized. Lineage: Eukaryota; Fungi; Ascomycota; Sordariomycetes; Glomerellales; Glomerellaceae. The record is from RefSeq and is a predicted model, not a curated record.
AUGCCACCCAAAGGCAAGGGGAAGAAGAAAGCGCCCACUGCGGCAGAACUGGCAGAAGCAAGAACAACAGCAUCCAUAGUCCCCUGCCGCGCCAGCGAGAAAGAAGACGACACUUGGUCGCAAUUCGAGGAGCGCAUCCAGGGUAUAUCCAAAACGGCAAUCAGGGAGAAUUUCGACAACGCGGUCCCCGUGCUCACAAAGGAGAACCUGGAAGCCAUUCUCCCCGAGACCCUCCCAGACUCGGCAUUCAACGACGGCUGGACCAGAGAGGAGGAGGCAGCCUUGCAGCAAGCAUGGCUCAGCGAUCCACGUUACAGCGACCCCUUGAGAGGCCAGGGCAAGGAUGGAAGCAUGUUGAGAGGCUUCAAGCUCAUUGUGCGCAUGUUAAAAAUGUCCCCUCUCGAGAUUAUCUCGCCAAAGUACCGGCUGGAAUGGGACACGGUGGCCAGAGACGUCGGACCCCACUGGACAGCCAUGUUCACGAACAGAUUGGUCAAUGUCGCGAUGCAUCCGCUCUGGGAGCGAGACGUCAAGCUCUUUACGACUGCGCUACAAUACGCGGUCAUUCUGCGGACUGAGGACACUCGCCCCUGGCUGUUCAAGAAGCCAGUCAAUACCCCAUUCUUCACCACCUUCCAAGAGGUCAUUGGAGAGCUGAAGGACAAGCCAAUCUCAGAGGUCCACGAAGAGGUCAGGAGCCGGUUGAAGAGAUGUGGCCACCCAAUCCCAAUCUUCUCCGAGUUCCUCCUCAGUCUCGAGUCCGUGGUGGAAAUUCAGCCAAAAACGGCCAUUCACGAUCGAUCAAAGAAGGUGUACCCUGUGGGCCUGAUCGACAUCAAAGCCGUCAUAGAAGCGCUCGACGCGACCGACAACUUUGGAUUUCCGGCCUUCCUUCCGCUCGAUUUCACGGCCACCAAGAUGUUUGAAAAGCGACUUCGCUCCGAGUUUGACCCCCCGUCGUCGAGAGACUUCGCAGAGUACAUGAGGCGCGCGUGGCUGGGAUAUCGCAGAAUCGAGGCUCAGUUCAACAAGGGCGAGCAAUGGGAAGAAUCCCGUCCUGCGCAAGUCACGGGUCAAGAUCAGUCUCAACAAGAGAACGUGGCCCUCAGGGCAAGAGUACGACAGCUGGAGGCACAGCUAGAGGAACAGCUGGAGGCCGCGAAACGGGAACAAGAACGGGUUGACCAACAGCUCAAGGUCGCGCAUCAGGAGCGGGAGCAAAUUCUUCGUUACUAA